Pungitius pungitius (ninespine stickleback) is the source of this 1222-nucleotide messenger RNA. Its product is annotated as galectin-related protein-like. Bases 131 to 661 code for a protein of 176 amino acids. The transcript is spliced from 6 exons. Gene Ontology annotation, molecular function: carbohydrate binding. The record is from RefSeq and is a predicted model, not a curated record. Lineage: Eukaryota; Metazoa; Chordata; Actinopteri; Perciformes; Gasterosteidae.
AUCAGAAGCCAACCGAGACGUUUUUGAUGAAGCUUCGUUCCUCGGUUCGCCGGCUCGUGAGUCGACAGGAGGCGGACAAACUGGACCUGCAGCUCAUUCUUCUCCGCCGGUUGUUUCCCUUCCGAUCAACAUGGCCGAAACCCACAGAGUGACAGCGCAGGGCAGGAAGAAGUGGGUCGUUCCACAGAGAAGUGAUGAAAAUAAACCAAGUGUUCGUCCGCCGGAGAGAAAUGCUGAGAGAAAUCUGGCGGUUCCUUUCAGAGGGCACAUCCCUGGUGGGAUGCAUCCGGGUAAGAAGGUUGUCGUGGUUGGUGUUGUCGACUCGUGUCCUGACAGGUUCCACGUGGCGCUGACGUGCGGCAUUGGAUCCGCGGAGCCUCCCCCCGACGUGGCCCUGGAGCUCUGCGUUCGAUUCCGGGAGCGGCAGGUGCUGCGCCGGGCCUGUGUGGCCGGCUGCUGGGGCGACGGCGACCGAGCCGCGCCGUUCUUCCCCUUCAUCGCCGGCCAGCCGUUCAAGAUCGAGAUUCGCUGUGAACAGAGCCGGUUCCGUGUGUUCGUGGACGGGCAGAAGCUGUUCGACUUUCACCACCGGCUGACGUCGCUGGGCGACAUCGACACGCUGUGGAUCAAAGGCGGCGUCUCCGUCACUAAACUGGCCUGAGGAAGGAAGCACGUGAAGACAUGGAAACACGAACCUCCGGGACCCACUCCAGUAUUCACUCUGGACUUUGUGGCUCCAGAUGUUCCAGAUGGAAAGAAAUGAGUCACAAGAAAGUUUUAUUGUAACUGUUAUUUAUGAAUAUAUGUUGAAACAUUCAGCAAUAUCCCCUUAUAAAGUUCACAGAACAUUUAUGAAAUCUAUUUUUUUUCUCAUUAUGAAGCCCUUCAUCGUUUGAUUGUUGAUCUGUUUCUCUAACUGUAAUUUGUGGAACAUAUAGUCAGCCAAUGGGACACAACUACUGCAACUGUUAUUAUCAUCUCGCAGCAUCAAUUGAGCUUACAUGAAGGCAGCCCAGAAUGUUUAUAUUUUGUUUAUGUAUUGUUUGUUUGACAGUGAUAACUCCAUGAUCUGUAUGUAAUGACUACCUCAAACUACACAUUGCGAUGUUCAUAUUAAAAGAACAUCUAUAUGAGAAAUAAAUCAUUAUUUCUAUAUCCAUUGUGUAUUUUCGCAAAAUAAAAUAAAAUAGCUAUUUAAAAUGAUACAGAUAGUGUGGUCUAA